GCGAUACCUGGUAUCAUGAAAGGCCAGUCAACAGAAUCUGACACAACAUGUUGAAAUAGUGCUUGACUUCCCAUGGGAAAUGUGUUGGAGUUGCCUCUCGAGGGCUGUCCGCGACAUGCAUUGAAGGACUGCAGCUCCUCCGAUAGAACCUCCGACACUGUGACAGUGGAUCUUUCCCGCCUGCUGGAGGGCAAGGAGACUGUGGAGAGCCAAAAGGUCUUGGAGCCAUGUGCUCGGAGCCCUAUGUUGAGGGCCAUUUGUGUGUCGGCCGCGCAUGGAGAUUCGGAAUCCACCACGAUCAGUGUCACACCUCGAGAGGUGGAGGUGCCUGAAGCGCCUGUACCUGACGAGCGGAUGGCACGUGAUGCAGAGGCCACAUCUCCUGUAAAAAGCGUGGAGGAAGUGGAGAUUCAAAGCCCAGACCAGGACGUCCUGCGUGUCAUCGCUGCCAUGAGCGCAAGCAAUGGAGAAGAAGUGCAGGCCGUGCUGGCACCGGCUGAGCUGGCCCUGCCAGUGGUGUCACCAGCAGCGCCUUUGCUCGAAGAGCAAGAUUUGGAGGCCGAAGAGAAAGGCCGAUGUUCCUCCAGAUCCACCGAGGAUGAGCCAGAGUGCGAAGCGUGCGAGGCGGUGAGCUCCCGGGCACCGUCUCCAGAGGCUGUGCCUUCACCAGGCAUCCUCCUCACCGGGCCCACACUGGUGGGCUUGCAUUCAUCAGGUCGGGACGGUCCGAGAGUGUCACUGCGACCUGCCUUUGAUGAGGGUCGUUUGCGUCGUGCCUCUCAACUCUUUGCAAGCAUGCUACGAGGUGAACCACUCCCUCGGCGCUCUGAGCCCCGCCGGCGGUCAGAGCCUCCCCGACAGGAGUUCCGCCUCUUCCGGGGCUUGCCUCGGCUAACCCCAAACACCCAAGGGCCUCGGCGUGCAGCCUCUGCAGAUGCUCGAGAGGUGCUCUCCCGUCCACUCAGACCACUCAACGGUCAAAUGCCUUGGUUCCCAUCAGCCUUGCCGAUGCGAAGGCUCCCCAGACCUGGGUCACUGACACGCAUGCCAGCACUUCCCUGGGCCAGGAAACUUGAGUUGGAUGAGAAGGAAGCUGACAACUCUUAGACUUCAGGAAGCUUGCAGGAUUGUCGC
Molecule: messenger RNA, 1134 nt
Organism: Durusdinium trenchii
Lineage: Eukaryota; Dinophyceae; Suessiales; Symbiodiniaceae
Source: the annotation of a GenBank genome assembly